AUGCACCACCACUCUGCUCACAUUCACAGUUUGCAUAAUGACCUGACUGCGAAUGAUAUCGACCACAAUGCGCUGCGACAGGUGCUUCGGAUCUCGACCACCCAGGAAUCGCGAAAUCACUUACCACAAACGGCAGUAAUACCAUGUUGGCUUGGCGCCUCGCCUUUGGGCCGUGCACCACCGAUGCCUGAAUACGACGCGCAGCUGAGAAUGUUGGACCAUGCGAUCGCUCGAAUUCCGUUACCGAUUGAUGUGGAAAGGCCGCGCAGCUAUUUGCCAAAAAUGCCGUGCCAAACAGCAACAUAUUACCCUCAGGCACCUCCGCUGAAUGCUGAUUCAUUAGAAUACUACCUCCGACUAAGUCCGGAAACGCUCUUCUUUGCCUUUUACUACAUGGAGGGUUCACGUGCACAGUUGCUAGCGGCGAAAGCGUUGAAGAAGCUGUCGUGGCGAUUUCACACGAAGUAUUUGAUGUGGUUCCAGCGACAUGAAGAGCCAAAGCAAAUCACGGAUGACUACGAACAAGUAUUGCUUGCUUUGAUACUUUGA
Molecule: messenger RNA, 549 nt
Organism: Gongylonema pulchrum
Lineage: Eukaryota; Metazoa; Nematoda; Chromadorea; Rhabditida; Gongylonematidae
Source: the annotation of a GenBank genome assembly